AUGUGUGUAACAUGCAGUGUAGUUGAAAAGCGGAAUUAUUUCUCUUCCACCUGCCGGAGAUUUGGAUAAUUGACUGUCCGAAACUAACCCAGUGUUAAAAAAAAAAAAAAGAAUAACUGGAAAAUGUAUUUUCAACAGAAAACAAGCAAAUAUAACAUUAACAUUAAUAAUAAUUUUAAAAGAAUCAUACACUGAUGCAAAUGCAAAAUGCAAUUGUUAUAUGAAACAUUUUUCUACCUAUCUAAUCUAAUUGACACAAUGAAAUAUAAACAAAUAAAUGUGCAUUGGAAUUUCCUAUAUUGAUAUUCUUCUUUGAUUAUAUUAAGAUCUUUUAGUAUGUCGGAUCCAAAAUCCAGUAAUAGUACUGUACACAUUGCUUGUGUUUUAUUCCCUAUAAUAUAUAUACAAUAACAUUAUAAUAUUUUAUAAUCAAAGAUUUUGGGUUAAAGGAACAUUGCAGUCAACAUUUGUUAUGGCUGCUCAUAAUAAAUUGUCAUAUAGCCAGAUGUUCACUUACAAAGUGAUUUCAAUUAAGCGCAGUCACUUUGUUAAUAAAGCAUAAAAUUAGAUUAAUUACACUGUAAAACAUUUUUACAUCUAUCUGAAGGUACUGUAAACCUGCAAAUGUAGUUUUUUGUUUUACAGCGUGCUCAUCUCUGUAUUCAUUGAGUAAUACUGCCAUCUGCAGUCAAACUACAGGAAGCUUUCUUCUUUUUUACUUUUUGCGUCUUAUAUUUUUAUUCAUAGCCCUUUUUUGUAACUGACCGUUGUCUUGUAUAUAAACAUAUAUGUAUAUAAAUAUAAAUUCUGCUAGAGUAUUCUUUACUGCUUUAGUGCAGCUGUGAUAACAUUACAGAAACUGAAAUGUAAUAGUCGAUUUCUAUGAAAAGGGUACAAAUAUUGUUUUAUAUAGUCUAAGCUAACAUUAGCUUGAUUAUUUCUUUGUCUUACAUAGCUUUUGAAUAUGCAUUUGAUGUUUUAAAAUAGCUAUACGCUACAUUCUAGGUUAAUUUUAUGUUACAUAGUGUAUUAUCGAACAUAUGGGUUUCACAACAAAACAUGGGAUUCGUUUCUUAAUCCAUAGGGUACUGUAUUCAUGGUAUGAACCAGUAAAACUUUAUGCACGAGGUCAGACAGUUCACUUCUAGAAAACACUACAAACGUCAGGAGCGAUGAGAUCACGCGACCAGAAGCCCCUCUUGCAUCACUUCCGUGUUUACAACCUGACGAAACAUGGGUGAAAUGAAAGUAAAAUCUGACGUGUCUUACUAAUGAUAGCAAAUAUUAGGAAUCGGGAAUCGCUCCUUUUACUCGCAACACACCUUCUAAGGCACUUCAAGCCUUCCAAGCAGAAGCUGUCAUUUCGAUAUUAUGAUGCGUAACAGACAUAGGGGAUCCAAUCUUGGCCUGCUCCUGCUGGCCUCUCAGGUUUUCCAGCUGGGAAUCGACAACAUCCCACCUGUCACUCUUGCAACGCUGGGCCUCAACGUCUAUUUGUUUCUGUUUCCUGUCAAACCCCUCCUGCAGACGUGUUUGAGUGUUCGAGAGGCAUACUGGUACAGCGACUGGAAUCGUCUGCUGCUGUCACCGUUUCACCAUGCUGACGACAUGCACUUGUACUUCAACAUGGCCUCGCUCCUUUGGAAAGGCAUCAGGCUGGAGAGGACACUGGGAGGCCCCUGGUUUGCGUACCUGCUCUCCGUCUUCUCUAUGCUCACCGGAUUGGUGUACCUGCUCCUGGAGACAGGGCUGACACACAUGACAGAAGACUCGUCAUAUAGUUUACAGUGUGCAGUGGGCUUCUCAGGUGUUCUGUUUGGGCUGAAGGUGGUAAAUAAUCAUUAUCAUCCAGGAGGGGCCACAUACAUCAUGGGGCUGCCCAUAGCCAAUCGCUACGCCUGCUGGGUAGAGUUGGUCCUCAUCCAUAUCAUGAACCCUGGGACGUCAUUUGUCGGACACCUGGCUGGGAUCCUGGUCGGUCUGCUCUACACGACCGGACCACUAAAGUUCCUCAUGAAAACCUGUGCAGGCUUUGUGACAUCUAAUGGGCAUUAUGGAGGCCAGCAAACAUACUACAAUUCAUCAGGAUACAGUGGAUAUGGCAUGCCGAAUCCUCCAAACCCCCGUUAUGGACAGCAGUCAUUUAAUCCCAGGCAAUAUGGCGCCCCCUACAGGGAGCCGUAUGACACACGCAUGCCCUCUGCACCGCCCCAGCAUCCUUAUACAGCAGGAAUGUCAGAAGAGGAGCAGUAUGAGGCUGCUCUUAGAGCCAGCCUGAAUGACAGAGGUGGUCAUCCGCAGGCUAGAUCAUCACAUGCCACUUAUACUCACUCUAACCCAACGCCUGAAGAGAUGCGCUAUCGACGACUUCAGAGAUUUAACAGCUGAACAGUUGGAGAACAUGACACAUGGUGAUAAUACUACUAGAUUGUUUACAUUAAAGACAGCACUUAACAACCAAUCAGAGCUAGCGGAGAAAAUUCCUCCACUGCUGAUUGGUUGUGUCAUUGAAUAGUUUUAUGAUAUCAUCAGUGGGAGGUUUCCGAAGCUGCUGCCUGUAUUUCUAAUUGCAAUAUGUUUGUAUAUACAUUUGCGUUUGCGCUAAAUGCUGAUCUUUGUGUAAUAAUGUUGAAAGUUGAACAUGAAGUGAACAUCCAUGACAUGUGGUUGUGGAUGAGAGUGCCUUUCUGCAGUGUGUUGAAUGUACAGAAAGAUGACUUUAUGUGUGCCAAUAAGCCAAUUACUAAAAGUAUGUAAAAACUCUUAAGCUUAUAGCACUUUGUUAUUUCCAAACAACAUUUCUUCCUGAGUAACUUAUACUUUGUUUCUUAAGAAAGUAUAUUUUUGUAAAUAAACAUUAAACCAUU
Molecule: messenger RNA, 2867 nt
Organism: Labeo rohita (rohu)
Lineage: Eukaryota; Metazoa; Chordata; Actinopteri; Cypriniformes; Cyprinidae
Gene: rhbdd1
Product: rhomboid domain containing 1
Exons: 8
Coding region: 1372-2388 (338 amino acids)
Cellular component (GO): membrane
Molecular function (GO): serine-type endopeptidase activity
Source: RefSeq, a predicted model, not a curated record